Messenger RNA from Penicillium canariense, 966 nucleotides. Its product is annotated as autophagy-related protein 27. The record is from RefSeq and is a predicted model, not a curated record. Bases 1 to 966 code for a protein of 321 amino acids. NCBI's taxonomy places the organism in Eukaryota, Fungi, Ascomycota, Eurotiomycetes, Eurotiales, Aspergillaceae. The transcript has 3 exons.
AUGCGAAUACAAUCCGGUGGCAUCACGUUCCUGCUGUCCGCAGUAAUACCCAGCCUGACAGCGGCGCUGAGCUUCGACUGCGCCCACCUCAACGUCGACAAAUACAAAUACGACCUUAGUCCGUUGGGCGGCGUCCAUGAGUUAUACCAUGUCAACGAGACGGAGAGCGCCGUGACGAAUACCACCUAUGUUCUCAACAUAUGCAAAAAUCUCGGCAGCAAGGCUGCGGACCGUGGAGAUGAUGGGAAGUGCGGACAGACCAAGCGCAUCUGCGGCUUCGUGAACCGGCACCCAACCGACGGCAACGGCAGCAAGCGCUUCGGCUUCCCGAUCGUCGGCCUCGACCACAUGGGACACGGCUCCAUGGAGCCAGAGCUUACACGAUUGGCCGCGAUCGAUCCCGACACACAGGGCGUCCGCGUCAGGCUCGCCGGUGGCGAGUUCAGAGGGGAUGAGGACGAGGGAAAGAAGAAGGAGACAGCGGCUGUGAUUGACUUUGUGUGCGACCCAAACCGGUCAGGACUCGAAGGGCUGGUCACUAAGGAGGACAGCGCGGACGCGGACGUGGACGAGAAAAAUCGCCGCCGGGAAGAGAAUGGCGACCAGACGAACCAGGAUCGCAGCCUGCAGUUCAAGAGCUUUGGGCUGAACGAUGACGAUAGCUAUGUCCUGAAGCUGGACUGGCGCACGCGGUAUGCCUGUGACAGUUACCAGCGCGGGAAGAUGAACAGCUCGAGCUCCUGGGGUUUCUUCACUUGGAUGAUCAUCAUUCUCUUCCUCUGCAUCGCGGCUUAUCUCAUUCUCGGCUCCUGGCUCAACUACAACCGCUUCGGCGCCCGCGGCUGGGACCUCCUCCCCCAUGGUGACACCCUCCGGGACAUCCCAUACAUCUUCCAAGACUGGUCUCGUCGCGUGAUCAACUCACUGCAAGGGUCCGGCUCGAGAGGCGGGUACAGCGCGGUCUAA